AUGGAGCUCUAUGGCGGCCCCAUAAGACGACAGAGGGAUGACAAUCAAUCUGCAAGAGAGGAAGCUCAAAAUUGGAUUGAGUCAACAAACUACCAAUGGCUUCCAUUCGAGGUCGAACUUGAUAAGACUUCUGACACUUCCGUGCGUGUUACCUCCUACAUCAACAAUCUACACCCUAUUAAAAACAAAGGACUAUACGGCAUUAUCGAACAGCUUGCAACAUUAGGCACAGAGCCUUGGAAUGAUUGUUUGCUGAAACGCGAGCAUGGACGCGUUCCCACCCGAAUUAGAACACAUGGCACAGUGGGCCAAGAGGAAGAACUAGGUGAAUCUUUAGCAACGACCGAAAGGUCGAAUGAUAACGACCUCAAUCAUCCUGAACCAGGAACUGCAUUCACAUAUGAAGAAUGGAAAGAAGGAAAAAAUGGUAAGUCCAUUGUAGAUCAAGCUGUAUGGGAAGGCAUUCCCGAGCAUGCAUGGCGCUCAGAAGGACGGCACAAGUAUAUUGACACAGCCCACGAAUUCUACAGCAUUUCCCUACAAGAAAGCUUUCGAGACAAAGGACUGCAAGGUUUUGUGCAAAUUGGAAGUAUCGACCUGGGUGAAAGGGAUAAACAAUUUCCUGGAACUGAUUGGAACAUCGACGGAACGCGGAGUGAGCAUAUUGCUGCUACAUCUAUAUAUUUCUACGAUGUGCAGAAUAUAGUAAACAUGCAGAUUUCCUUUCGACAAAAAACUUGCGAUUUGGGCUCAAUAGCUGUGGAGGAAGGGCGGUUAUUGAGUUGGUCCAAUGCGUUGCAAUACAAACUUGAGCCUUUUACGAGAAGCAGUCUUACAGAACCGGGAAAUGCGAAAUUUAUCAAACUUAUGUUGGUAGAUCCACACUAUCGAAUCUGUUCGACCCAGAAUGUACCACCGCAAAGUCAUGAUUGGUGGGUUAAUGAAGUCUUUGCAGAGGAGAGUUUAGGAAAAAAAUUGCCAACGGAGCUCCUGAACAUGAUUGAUAAAGUUGUGGAUGUAUGGCCGAUAGGGAGGGAUGAAGCGAAGAGAGAUCGGGAUAAUUUACUCGAAGAACAUCGCUGGGCGAAGGAAGCCGAGGUUCGUCUGGCGGAGGCUUGGUAUGGGUGGUGUUGUUGUGCUCGCCAUAUGGCUGGGUAUUGCCGAGAUCAUUGA
This is a messenger RNA of Botrytis fragariae, 1173 nucleotides long. RefSeq lists its product as uncharacterized. The transcript has 3 exons. Bases 1 to 1173 code for a protein of 390 amino acids. Lineage: Eukaryota; Fungi; Ascomycota; Leotiomycetes; Helotiales; Sclerotiniaceae. The record is from RefSeq and is a predicted model, not a curated record.